Molecule: messenger RNA, 2682 nt
Organism: Cryptococcus wingfieldii CBS 7118
Lineage: Eukaryota; Fungi; Basidiomycota; Tremellomycetes; Tremellales; Cryptococcaceae
Exons: 4
Coding region: 1-2682 (893 amino acids)
Biological process (GO): dephosphorylation
Cellular component (GO): nucleus
Molecular function (GO): phosphatase activity
Source: RefSeq, a predicted model, not a curated record
AUGUCUCGAACCGCCGCCCCCACCCCUCCUCCCCAAACAUACUUUCCCCAAAAGACGGCCACCCCCUCUAUGCGCCACAAUGCCCACUCCACCUCUUCUGCGCACUUUGCCCGCCACGGGCACGGGCACGGGCAUCAUCCGCAUUCUUUCGCGCGGAGAAAGGUCAAGAACCUCCCAUCUGGCACAUUCAGAAAGACGCCCGAAGAUUCUUCUGAAAGAGAUGCUGGAGAUGCAGAGGGAAGGAGGGAAGAAGACCUCCAUGGCCCACAGUCCAUCGCUUCAUCGUCUUCUUCAAACCAAUCUUCACAAUCAUCCAUCCCCUCGUCUAACGACUCGCUUUCCCGCUCGUCGACGCCAUUGACGAGCGCGUCCAUGGCGAGCAUCAUCUCCCAAACACCCUCUACGCUCUUGACACCCGUGUCUUCCGAUUCGGAACCUUGUAUCAUCGACGCGGACGAUAUCUCUCUCCACUCUGAUUCCGCCCUCUCUCCAGGGUAUCUCGGCGGCCAAGACCUCGGCCAAAUGUUUCUCGGAGGGGAAGGAGGCAAACCGUCUUGGGUAGGAAAGAUGGUGAUGGGGGUUGUCAACACUGGCCGAGGGUUUAUUCGGGAUGAGAAGAGGAGAGGAUCGUUUACGGGCCGGCGGUCGAGCAGUCAGACUGGCACGUCGACGCCGUCCAGCCUUACUACUACUCUGCCGCUCCGACUGCCUUCCCCUUCUUCCCAACUCGCCCAGCCCUCCGCCCAGCCCGCUCAUCCUGCAGCUCAGUCCACAGGCGUGAAGGAGGAGGAAAAAGACAAAAGGCAGCGCGAAUGGAUCGACUCUGAGAACCGCAGGAUCCACGAGUGCGCGAGGCUGUGUAGCCAGUGGCCGCAGAGUGGGUAUAAUAUGACGAAACAUGGCCCUAAAGGAGCAAACAUCCCAUACCAACCACAGAGUUUCUGCAACCCGCACUACGUCGCGAUGGUGAUGCAGCGCCAAGCAGAGCUCGAACAACAGCUUUGUACGACCUCGUCCACCUUCUUCUCUUGUCAGCACCAACCCCAGCACCACCGGGGGGAGCACGAGUCGGACGACGAGACGGAUACGUCCGUGAGCGAGCCUUCCGGUUCUGGCUCUGCAGAGAGUUCGCCUGUGGGGAGUGUUCUGUUUGGGAGUGCUGCGCGGUUCGAGGGGGCUAGGGAAUGUAAAGAAGAAUAUGAAAAGAAGAGGGCGGAAGAGCUGAGAGAAGCGAUGGCAAGCUCGCUCUUAUGCUGCCGCCACUCGAACGCUUCUCUCCCUUCCCUGCCUCACGAAACCGACAUGACCAUGCAACUCGACGAACCCCUCUCCAACGCCCACUCCCGCUCCCUCCACCUGCCGCAGCGUCAAACCCGCCAACCCACACGCGUAAGGGCUCAGUCGUGCGGUGCCAAACGCCCCAUGGUCGGGCAGGGGCAGCAGGGCGAAGAGGAAAAGCGGCGCAAGGUGGAAGAGGACGAAGAAGACGUCAAGAUGGUCGUUGAAGAAGCUGUCGAUAAUGGGGUUAUACUCUCUCCCUCGGAGAGCGCGAAAGCGUCUGUUUCGGCGGCGGCGGCGGCGCAGGGUGGGCGAAUGUCGGCUUCUGUGCCCGACUUGUCCAAAGCCCACGCGGAAAACCCUACUCCAGCCGCGGUAUUCGGCAUGGUCGUCAAAACGUCCGAAUCGCACCCCAUCAUCGUUUCCCCAUUCUUUCCCUCUGAAUUGCUCGAGAUCUUGUCGAGGAAUGUGGUAGGGCAGGUGGAAGAAGGGAAGAGGAUGAUGUUGGGUUCGAGAAUCGAUGUGCCGAGCCUGCUUCUCGGCUUUGCGCCGCCCUCGGCAUCGGCGCCUAUCCCUUCGCCUCUCCAAUCCAGCUUUAGAGACCUCCACCUCUCCCCUCCCUCCCCUUCCCCCUCCUCCUCCGUCUCCUCACCCCAAACCCAAACCAAACCGCAAACGCUCGGCAACCUCCUCCUCUCAUCCUGCCCCGGCAAACGUCUCCGCAUGGACGCCCCUUCCAAAGGCCGCGGCCCUGUCUGCCGUGAUCUCGCGACAGAUCUGAGGCGGAUCAAAGGCGAAGGGGUGGGGGCGCUGGUUUGUUGUUUGGAUGAUGAAGAGUUGGCUUUGUUGGGGGUGCCGUGGGAGACGUAUAGGGAUGUGGCGGUGGGGACGGGGUUGGAUGUUAUUCGGUUACCGAUGCCGGAUGGGUUUACGAUGGUUUCGAUGGAAUUGUUCGACUCGCAAGUCGCUCUCAUCGCCCAAAAAUAUACUCUGCAAGGCAUCAACGUGCUCGUCCACUGUCGAGGCGGUAUAGGACGCGCUGGGAUGACGGCUUGUGCUUGGGCAAUCAAGAUGGGUUUCGUACAGCCUCAUCCGAGUUUGACUAUCGUCGAGGAAGCUGCUAGGCGACAUGCUGCCCACACCGCUCGAUCCGCCCCCGCCCCCGCCCUCAACCCCUCCUCCACCUCCACCUCCUCCUCUUCCUACACCCCCAACUCCUCCUCCAGCACCGCCCCCGCCCCCGCCGCAACAAUCCCCGCCGAACUCGAACACCAAAUCACCAUGUCCAUCGUCGAGCGCGUCAUCGCCAUGAUCCGCUGUCGACGGGGGUUGAAGGCGAUUGAGAGUUAUGAGCAGGUGCAGUUUUUGAGGCGGUAUGUGGGGUGGUUGAGGGAGAAGGCGUAG